GCCCCCUAGAGGCGCCCCGCCCCUCUUGCGCCUGCGCAGUGAAUAUUGACAGCUUCGAGCGCCUAGGCGGGAGGUGUUUCUGCAUGAGAGAAGAGAGCCACUACAAGUGGAAGUGUCUCAGCAGGCUUUAGGAUGUCUGAAGAUGAAGAAAAGGUGAGGUUACGUCGACUUGAACCAGCUAUCCAGAAAUUCACUAAGAUAGUGAUACCAACAGACCUGGAGAGGUUAAGAAAACACCAGAUAAACAUUGAGAAGUAUCAGCGGUGCAGAAUUUGGGACAAGUUGCAUGAAGAGCACAUCAAUGCAGGGCGCACUGUUCAGCAACUGCGCUCCAAUAUCCGAGAAAUGGAAAAGCUUUGCUUGAAAGCCCACAAGGAUGAUCUGGCUCUUCUGAAGAGGAUGGUCGACCCUGUUAAGGAAGCGGCGGCGGCGGCCACAGCAGAGUUUCUCCAGCUCCAUUUGGAGUCUGUUGAAGAACUCAAGAAACAAUUCAAUGAGGAAGAAGCUUUAUUACAGCCUUCUCUGACCAGAUCCACAACCAUUGGUGGAGCACUCCACACUACAGAGGCCGAAGCUGCUUCUCAGAGUCUGACUCAGAUAUAUGCCUUGCCUGAAAUUCCUCGAGACCAAAAUGCUGCUGAGUCCUGGGAUAACUUAGAAGCGGACUUAAUUGAACUUAGCCAUCUGGUCACUGAUUUCUCCCUCCUAGUGAAUUCUCAGCAGGAGAAGAUUGACAGCAUUGCAGACCAUGUCAACAGUGCUGCUGUGAAUGUUGAAGAGGGAACCAAAAACUUGGGGAAGGGCCUCCUCGCAGGCUUCAAAGUGGCAGGAAUUGCAGCUGCACUUGGUGGUGGGGUGUUGGGCUUCACAGGUGGAAAAUUGAUACAAAGAAGGAAACAGAAAAUGAUGGAGAAGCUCACUUCCAGCUGUCCAGAUCUCCCUAGCCAAGGUGACAAAAAAUGCAGUUAAAGCCCAAGCUUCCAACUGGUGCCAAUGCAUCCAUCCUAAGGAGCGAGCACCUUGCUGCUGUUGGAUGCUCAGCUGUUGGAACAGUGUCAGGAAGAGGCUCUCCAUGUCCAUGUAAUGUUGAACCACCAGUACUGGAUGUGUCUGUUUGCUGGCUGUUAUGGAGAUGUUAGGAGGGGGAGGAUCCUGGGCUGAGAGUGUGUGAUGUCUGUCAAGUCCAGUUUAAAGACUGCCAAAGAGCAAAUGUUCUGCCUGGAAAUGUGAAAACUGAACCUAUAAGUCUAAAGAUGUAAGAUGAGUAGAAAUGCAUCGGGCACAUGAGGGUCUAUGUAUUUGUAGAUGAUUUCCUCCUAUAGAGAUGGACAGAAGGUGAGCUGAGGAGUCUUCUGUCUGGUAGGGAUGUUGUCACCUAACAAGGGGCACAGGUGAGCUACUUCUGUACUUGGGGGCUGGUUGUACUUGGACCAUCUAUAUUUUCUGGUGAAGGAAACCAAUACUAUAAAGUGGAAAGAGAAGGCCACUUUCUCUUUACAGCCUCUUCAUUGUGACAUGAGUCUUUUCUGAAGUCUCCCCUGCCUCUCUACUAAGGAGCACAAAAUCUAUGUGCUGGAGCUACUAGCCCAGAUGCCAAGCCCACUUGAAGCUGGUAAUUCUGAAGGCUCUGCUUCUAGGGGGCAUUCUACCCGUGUUGUGAGGAUUUUUCUCAUAAUCUGCCCUUUUGUAUCAUUUUCCAUCUCUAGUUGUCCCAAACCUGUCAUCUCUUAAGUUAAAAAAAAGAAAAUUUAAAUAUUUCAACAUUUUUGGGCCAAAUGGAGUACAAGAUCAUAUCAUGGGGCACUUUAGGGGCUGACAUACCUGCCUCAAAGGGUCUGGGCCCCUCCGUCUUCUUGGGGAGUUGAGAAGAAGCUUUCUACCUCACUUCUGUUACUGCUGCCCUUUCCUAGGCUGUCUCCUGUCCUUCAGUUUCACUGCCGCUGUCCCUCACAGUGUUCACACUUAACUUCUCUCAUGUUCUAGAUGGCCAAGGACAAGAUUCAGACCCGAUGAAAGAUCUGUGGUGUUAACCCAAUAGUUGACAUGGACAGCAGGCAUGGUCCAGUCCAGCUCCAUGUCUGCCUCAAACAAAAAGAUUUGUAACUUAGAGAAAAGGAAUUUAAGAUGUCAGGCAGCCUUACUCUGCAUCCUUACACAUUUGAACCACCAUGUGGUUGCUGAGAAUUGAACUCAGGAUAUUUGGAAGAGCAGCCAGUGCUCUUAACCUAUGAGUCAUCAUUCCAGCCCAUUCUAACACGUUUGAAAUAAGAAGAAGCCACUGGUGGCCUCAUUCUUUCUGAGGAGAAAGCACGGUCAACCAGAGUGUGGGUUCAAGGAUGGAAAGGUUUAUGAUUUAGCUUCUUUUAAGAGCUGUGUUGAUGUUUGACCUCUACUGAUCACUUAACACCACUCCCUUCCCCCUGCCUCCCCCAUGUCACAAGACCCUUCCUUCCAUGCUUUGAGUCUUACUGAUGCAUUCCUAUGAAACAAAGCACUACAUCGUAUUAAACUAUUGGGAAGUAUCAAGUUUUUGUUAUCUGCUGACUUUAGACAUUAAUACCCCCCCGAAAAAAGGUACUUUUAGUAAGUGUUGGAUUCUGAAUCAUUGUCUGACACUGGAAAUCAAGUAUUUGGAGUAUUACUUUUAACUUCAUCCUUUGCUCUGUUUCUUGAUGUUCAAGUUGGGUAUGUCAAACCUGAGCAGGAGGCAGAACUCAUCCAGAUUCUUUUUUAAUUUUGUUUUGUUUUUCAAGAUGGUUUCUCCUAUGUAGCCCUGGCUGUCCUGGAACUCACUCUGUAGACCAGGUCGGCCUUGAACUCAGAGUCCACCUGCCUCUGCCUUGGAGCACUGGGAUCAAAGAUGUGUGCCACCACCACCUGACUAAAACAAGAUUCUUGAACCUCCAUCAUGGGUAAUUCUGAUACAGCCAGUCCAGCCUGCUUGGCUGGAAUUAUAAGAAUAGGCAAUGUUGUUUGAUUGUUUAAUCUGUGUUCUACUUCAUCUUCCUCAUUGCUUAGUUCUCAUUCUGCCAAUCCCAAAAAGGCCACUAAUUCAGUGUGCCAUAAUAGCCACAGCCCAAAGGAUUUAAAAGAACUGCUAUGAAGCUUGUAUUCGAAAUUCACAUCUUCUGGAUUUUGCAUUUUUACUGAGCCACUGUGGGAACUGUUGACAUGCUCAUGAACUGUCAGUAUUGGGUUUUUGACUUUACCCAUCUAAAUGCUUAAGGAAGUUAGUGUUCUUUAAAAUUUUAUGCUUUAAAGUUACUUAGAAAGGGUACCUCAUUUCCCCACAAUAGAAGCAAAUAGCCAACUUUUGUGGAAAUUGCUUGGAGGUGUUUAAUCAACUAUAAAUGAUAUAAAGUACUUAAAAGUAUAAAUUUUUAGUCAAUAUGACACAGAAGUGAUCUUAAAAUUGAACUUAAUAUGCCCCAUAGUGUCAAGUUAAAUUUAUCUUCUCUAUGAUUCAUGUAUUAUUUUUAUUUCAACCAGUUAAAAAGGACCACUUUAAUUAAGGUCAUAAAAUUUGUAGAGAUUCAUUUCAGUAAUGGCAGGACUUUUUUUUAUUUUUAUUAGUUCAAAUUAGGAGCAAGCUUGCUUCAGAUGUCAAUCCCUUCUCCCUCUCCUUCUCCUCCCCCCCAACAUCCCACCUGUCCCUAGCCAUCCCCCCUCCACUCCCCAGGCAGGGUAAGGCCCACAAAAGGGGCUCCCCAAAGUUCCCAAAGAUUUUUUUAUGUUAAAGUCUGAGAACUUCUCUGAAAAUUUGGUAUAACCCACAGUGAAACAUGUAUUAAAAUUGAAUAUAUAUGAUAAAUGUUUAUCAUUAUGUGAUUAUGUGUAAUAAAUUUUGAUGUUUUGUUUUCAACAUACUAAUUUCAACCACUCUCAGUCUACAAAUAGAUUGCCACCCUCAGUUUUCAGAAAAUACCUUUUCCUAGAGAAGAACUGGUGCUUCCCAAGCAAUUAGCUAGGCAUUUAUGGAGAGGGUAACUGGGCCUCAGAGGAAUUAAGUGAUAUGCAGAGUCAUUCAAUUCCAAAGGAGGAAGUGGAGAUGGGACUGAGUAUGUUGGUGCUCAUUCUCUCUCAGAUAUGCUGUGCUGCCUCUCCCGAAGCCUGAGACAGACUGUAAGGCCAGCUUCGAACAACCCAUACUGUUCAUUUCCUUCUUUUCUUCUGCUACCUCAUCAGUAUCCACAGCCUGCUCUUAAUUUUGGCCAUGGCAGAACACAGCACUGCACAGUUCCUCAAGUAUAAAAUGAAGAGCACCACUCUUCUGCCCCACCCUCUACACAUUGGUUUAUAUCAUAGGUUGUGAUCAUUGUUUAAAGUGUUUUAUAAAAUUAAAGAUAAACAGUAGUACCUCUAAAAACAGAUCUCUCAUAGCUUUUAAAAUCAAUUAAACAUUACCCUUUAAAUGAUGCUUCUUGGAAGACAUGCACACAUGGUCCUGUGCUGGUAACACUUAGGCUAUUUCUGAAUGUCUGCUUUUGGGUUUGCCACCAAAGAAUAGCACAUCAAAUAAAAAAAGCCACAGGCUGUUUUCCCAUACCUUUGUGACCCUGCUGUCUUCCCAUCUCAAAUUUGUGUCUUUUGUUGCCUUAAUUGUCCUACCUCACACACAGAAGCCAGGGACCUAACAUGCCUAGAAAGUGAGCAUGCUGAAGCUGCCUAGAAGUGGCCAUACUUCCGGAGCAAGGACUAGGGUUGGUUACUAUGAAACUUCUGCAUGGCCACAAAUGUCCUUUUGCCUGUCUGCCUCUCAUGUUCUAUUUCCUGCAGCAUGAGAACAGGGUGCUGAUAACACCUACUGUUCACACGAAGUUUUGAGACUGAACUACAGAUACUGAACACACAGCAUUUCCUUUCAAUAAAGCCCAGAAGCCAAACCACCCUUUGAGUUGUUAGUAAGCAAAGGCAUUUCUGAGAAUAGCCCCCAGAAACCCUUCACUGAUAGAUAGCACAUGGACUCUGGGAAAGCCUGGGCCAAGGUCAUCCUUGCCCAUGCAAUGCUUUCUCGACAGACUAGAGUGUGGCUGUGCUGCUCAAGUGCUUACAGGUAUCUGAUGACAUUCCCAAGUAGUUGGAGGUUUGUCGGGGCAAGGGUGCUUCCUUUCUGAUCCAGUCAUAAAACAGUCAGAUUGUUUGUGUGCGGAGUUUUGUUGUUUUUGUUUUCUGAAGUAAGGUUUUACUGGUAGCCCAGGCUGGCUUUGAAUUUGCAGUCCUUCCCCUGCCAUCACCCAAGCGCUGGAAUUGUAAGCAUUCAACUCUGUUUUACAACUGUUAUUAACUCUUGUGUUUCUAGAAAAUGGUUCUAUUUGGGUUCAUCAGUUUGACACCCUUUCACUAAAAAACUUAUUGAGUGUUCUAAUAGUAAAAGAGUUAUGUAUCCACAUUACUACCUUCAAAAAAAUUAGUUUGUGACAAAAAUACAUCUGUGCAAUAUUAACCAAAUAUGUUGAAAUAAAAACAUAAGAAGUGCUAAAGGCAAAUGACUUGCUCAAGAUCACAAAAGCUACUUUGUGUAAGAUCUGGAGUGUGGGGGAAAUCCUUCGUGUGUUACUAAGUUUUUGCUGUGCCAUGUCAAGUUACCUGCUGAAGAUUGGGUCUCAGUACAAUUUCAGUGGUUCGAAUCAGGCAAAAUGGAAAGGAAUGUUAUUAGGGGAAAUUAGAUACAAUUCCUUAACCUUCCAAACUGUCAGUCUCACCACUUGUGCCUUUGUAGCCAAAGCACAAGGAUCCCACUUUAACAGCAAGAGGAAUUCCAUCAGCUCCUAUCAGCUCCUUGCACAAUUUGCUUGAGCAAGACAUUCAGUAGUUUGCUUUUUGCACACAUUUCUCAUUUGUUUGAGAUUUCCCUCUUAAUGUUAAUUACUAAAUUGUGUUACUUAGGUUUCAUUAACUAAACCCCGUAAAGGAGUUUUCCCCAUUAUUGAACUAUAGGUGUUGGCAAGGUAAGGACAAGGAAAGGCAAGAAUUUCUGCAAAAUUAAGUUCUUCCUAAAUUGACUUGUCAUUUAUUAUAUUGCUGAAUGGUGCUUGAUUAAGGAUAUAUGCAAUAAAAUUCACCCAUUUAACAAACA
Messenger RNA from Cricetulus griseus (Chinese hamster), 6076 nucleotides. The record is from RefSeq and is a predicted model, not a curated record. NCBI's taxonomy places the organism in Eukaryota, Metazoa, Chordata, Mammalia, Rodentia, Cricetidae.